CAAUGCCCAUCAUGCUUUGCCACCGGCGAUCUUGGCGGGGAGGGGCGUGAUGGGAGUUCGAGUCGCACAACAGUCCCCAUUCGUUUAUUGCAGCGUUCUUACAAAGGAUUGCGCGGGUUUUUCCAAGGUGAAGGAAGAAAACAGAAAGCGUCAAGACGGAUCCUGCAACUUAGGUCCUUUGUUUCGUGAGAACAUGCGAAACCGAAACCUGCUUGUAAGGAAAAGCCACCCCAUUGCCUCCCGUGACAUAAGCUGACUUAGCAACGCUUUGGGUUGGGAAACCGAACGCCAGGCGAGAAUAGAAACUGAAACUGCUGUCUUAUAAGAGCCCGGAGAACUCGCCUAGGCAGUGUGACGACCAAGCGGAGUAAACAGAAGCGAUACCCGGCGUCGCUCCGGCGUCCUGCAGAAGGAAACUUCAAGAACAGUAUUUUUAAAAUACUGCGGUCGGCCUUCCCCACGGCCAGAGAACGAAGGAAUAGUCGGCGGGACAGCCCUCCGGAGUGAAGCGGUGUCCACCGACGAUCCCACCGAGCGAUUCCCGUAACAGAGCGGCGGCCCGACAAGCGUUCCUUUAGCAGCGGUGCCUGAAGACUCCCACCCCCGACGGCAGGAAUCGCCCCGCUCGCAGCAGAAUGGAAGCCCCGGCGACAUGGCCCUCCCGCGACGAGACCAUCCUCUACCUGAUUUGUUGCUUCAGGAGUCGGAUCAGGAGCAACAUCCAGGUGAUCCCAGUCCUGGACUUCAUGCCCUCCCUGAGCUACGAGGAGAAGGACGCCAUCCGAGCCACGGCGAAUGGCAAGGGGGACGUCGAAGCCGCGGAAUUGCUCCUGCGCGCCCUGGAGAACCAUCCCUGCCGCCCUCCGGGCUUGUGCCAGGAAUUCUGCGAGGCGCUGGCGAGGAGCGGCUUCGAAGCCGCCAGCUACGUUGAUCCCAGCAUGUGCCAGUUGCCUUCGCCUUCCCUGGAGGCGGUUAAUGACACGGGCAAGUUCUUGGUGGACUUGUUCUUUCCCCACCUCGUGGAGAAGCUGAGGGCCAUGCAGUUGGCGGAAAAGUGCCUACAGAAUAACCUUUUCGUGGCCGAGGACGUGGAGCGGAUCAGAGCUGAAUUUGCUAAAGGGAAUAGAGCAGCAGUGAGGGAAUUGCUGUGCAGAGUAAUGCAGAAGAAACAAUGGUUCUCGCUAUUUCUGAAGGCGCUGUGCGAAGCUGGGCACAGCGAUGCUGCAAAUUAUCUAAUUGGACAGGAAAAUGAACACUACAACUAUGGAAUUUCUGCAUCUGCAGAUGAGAUGGGCACUGAAGAACAUCCUGCUUUGAAAACUGUGGAGGAUCUGAAGCAGGCUACUGAGUCAGAGGGCAACGUGGCUGGGGAGGAUAAUGCCUCAGAUGAAUCAACUGGAGAGGCCUCAACAAUUUCAGAAUCUGAUGUCAGUCUGCUGGAAGCAAGCGUCAGCGAUGCGAGUGAGAGCUUUGGGCAGAGCAGCCUUGUCAGCGGUGACUCGGAUGAUGCUGAGGCAGGAGACACAAGAGGUUCACCUGAGCCAGUGCUGAAUCUCAGAGACUACCAAAUGGAGGUAGCAAGACCAGCCCUGGAAGGGAAGAAUAUUAUCCUGUGCCUCCCUACAGGCAGUGGCAAAACCCGAGUGGCUGUUUACAUUGCCAAAGACCACUUGGAUAAGAAAAGAGAAGCAAAAGAACAUGCGAAAGUCAUAGUACUUGUCAACAAGGUACCAUUGGUGGAACAGCAUUUCCAGAAAGAAUUUCACCCCUACCUGAAGCAUUGGUACCGAGUCACUAAGCUGAGUGGUGUGUCUCUGCUGAAAAUUUCCUUCCCAGAAGUUGUCAGAAAUUUCGAUGUAAUUAUCUGCACAGCACAAAUCCUUGAGAAUGCGUUGCAAAAUGCAGACCAUGAUGAAGAAGGAGUCCAGUUAAACGUGUUCUCCCUGAUCAUCAUUGAUGAAUGCCAUCACACUCAGAAGGAAGCGGUCUAUAACAAUAUCAUGCGCCGUUACUUAAAAGAAAAGAGGGAGAACGAGAAGCGAAGCAAAGAGGGCAAACCACAGACUGUUCAGCCUCAGAUUCUGGGACUGACAGCAUCACCUGGUGUGGGAGGUGCAAAAAACCUUGCCAAGGCUGAAGAACAUAUUCUGAAAAUAUGUGCCAAUCUUGAUGCACAUGAGAUUAUGACAGUUCAAGAACAUGCCAUUGAGCUGAAGCACCAGGUGAAAGAACCCUAUAAGAAGUUUGUGAUUGCAGAUGGCAAGGGAAAGGAUCCAUUUAGAGAGAAACUCAUCAACAUAAUGACAGAGAUCCAGAUCUAUUGCGAAUUCAACCCAAAUGCUGAGUUUGGAUCUCAGACCUAUGAACAGUGGGUAAUUCAAGAGGAGAAGAAAGCUGCCAAAGAAGAGCAUCGCAAGCAACGGGUCUGUGCAGAGCAUUUGAAGAAAUAUAAUGAUGCCUUGCUAAUUAAUGACACCAUCCGAAUGACUGAUGCGUACAACCAUCUCAAAACCUUUUAUAAGGAAGAGAAGAAUAAGAAGAUGGCAGUGAAUGAAGACGAUGAGGAUAAGCCGGUAGCAUCAAACCCCAAUGAAACAGAUACAUUUCUUAUAAAUUUAUUUUAUGCCAAAGAGAGGAAGUUGCGAGAGUUAGCCACAGAAGUACAAUAUGAAAAUAAAAAGCUGGCCAAGUUGCGCACAACGUUAAUGCAAGAAUUCACAAAGACCGGUGAGCCCAGGGGAAUCAUUUUCACAAAGACUCGGCAAAGUGCUUUUGCUCUGUAUCAGUGGAUCAAAGAGAAUCCCAAAUUUGAAGAUGUUGGAGUGAAAGCUCAUUAUCUUAUUGGUGCUGGACACAACAGUGAGUUUAAGCCAAUGACUCAGAAUGAACAGAAGGAAGUCAUUGAAAAAUUCCGCACUGGAAAAGUCAACUUACUUAUUGCUACUACUGUGGCAGAAGAGGGCCUGGAUAUCCCUGAGUGUAACAUAGUUAUCCGCUAUGGUCUUGUUACCAAUGAAAUAGCUAUGGUGCAGGCUCGUGGCCGAGCUCGAGCUGAUGAAAGUACCUAUGUACUUGUGGCAUCAGGUGGAUCUGGGGCUGUUGAACAUGAAAACGCCAACAUCUUCCGUGAGAAAAUUAUGCACAAAGCCAUUAGACGUGUUCAAGAGAUGCCUCGAGAAGAUUAUUUACAUAAGAUCCGAGGCUUCCAGCUGCAAAGCAGAAUGGAAGUAAAAAUGAAAGCGAAGAAAGAGCACUUAAAAAUAUGCAGGAAAACCCCAUCCUUGAUAAAGUUCCUCUGCAAAAACUGCACCAAGUCAAUAUGUUCAGGAGGAGACAUACAAGUUAUUGAAGACAUGCAUCAUGUCAGCGUCAAAAAGGAAUUUGAGGGCCUUUAUAUUGUAAGAGAAAACAAGACUCUGCAAGCAAAAGAAGCUGAUUACCAAACAAAUGGGGAAGUUAUCUGCAAAGAUUGUGGACAACCUUGGGGAACUAUGAUGGUGCACCGAGGUCUAGACCUGCCUUGCUUAAAAAUCAAAAAUUUUGUGGUUUUUUCCAAUGACAAGAAAACUCCCCCCAAAAAAAUCUACAAAAGAUGGAGCGAGCUGCCUGUUAAGUUUCCACCUUUCAAUUAUGCCGAUCAUGACAUUUCCAGUGAUGAUGAAGAUUAAGACGGCCUAAGAGAAUCUAAAGACAGGUGGAAAUCCUAAAAUCAUACACACAGGUUCUUAAUAUGGGUCCUAAGGGCAAGUUUAUGCAAGCGUGUUUAUGACAUAAGGACUGGACCACCAAUAAUUAAUUGUAUGUGCGACAAGAGCUUCCUUAUCACAUCAAGUUCUGUACUUCUGAAGGAGGCAGAAGUUAUUGAGUAAGAAGAAAUAAUGUGUGAUAUCAAUGCAUGUGUAGGUCUACAUUGUGGAACCACCUAUUGCAAAGUACCAUAUUUCUAAUGUCAGUGGAUCACCCAGUGCAAUCAAAAGCUGUUGGGUAGGACUAUUUUGCUUGGGAGUUUGCAUUCUAUGCUGCAGUGGUUGUCUGGGAUGGGAGAAGGGUGUCAGACUUAUGUGGACUAUUUCACUAAACAGCAUUAACUGAAACGGAUUUUUCCAGUUACUUGUUACCUAAUCUGACUGAUACGAUAUUCAAUUUUUUAUGCAAUUCAUAAAUAAAAGCACAUUUUUAUAUUAAUUUUGGCUCAAAUUUUUACAAAAGAGACAAAAAUGUGCUGCUGUGUUCUGAAUCUUGUGUGGUGUGUUAUGUUAUAAAUAUGUAUUUUCAGUUACAUAAAAAUUUACAUUUUUGUAUUGGGCAGUUUGUUGUUCAAUUUCAAUGUUAAAUUAAAAAGAUAAAAAUA
This is a messenger RNA of Rhineura floridana, 4351 nucleotides long. RefSeq names its product interferon induced with helicase C domain 1 (gene IFIH1). The transcript is spliced from 16 exons. Gene Ontology annotation, biological process: response to virus; innate immune response; positive regulation of interferon-beta production. The coding region runs from base 636 to 3668 and encodes 1010 amino acids. Lineage: Eukaryota; Metazoa; Chordata; Lepidosauria; Squamata; Rhineuridae. The record is from RefSeq and is a predicted model, not a curated record. Gene Ontology annotation, molecular function: double-stranded RNA binding; zinc ion binding; ATP binding. Gene Ontology annotation, cellular component: cytoplasm.